Molecule: messenger RNA, 1140 nt
Organism: Chanos chanos (milkfish)
Lineage: Eukaryota; Metazoa; Chordata; Actinopteri; Gonorynchiformes; Chanidae
Product: actin, alpha cardiac muscle 1
Exons: 6
Coding region: 7-1140 (377 amino acids)
Source: RefSeq, a predicted model, not a curated record
GACACCAUGUGUGAUGAUGAAGAGACUACAGCCCUGGUCUGUGAUAAUGGGUCAGGGCUGGUCAAAGCUGGCUUUGCUGGAGAUGAUGCUCCUCGAGCCGUCUUCCCUUCUAUUGUCGGUCGCCCACGUCACCAGGGUGUCAUGGUGGGUAUGGGUCAGAAGGAUUCAUAUGUCGGGGAUGAGGCCCAGAGUAAGAGAGGUAUACUCACUCUGAAAUACCCCAUUGAACACGGUAUCAUCACCAACUGGGAUGACAUGGAGAAAAUCUGGCACCACACCUUCUACAACGAGCUGCGUGUGGCCCCUGAGGAGCACCCUACCCUGCUGACUGAGGCCCCCCUCAACCCCAAAGCCAACAGGGAAAAGAUGACCCAGAUCAUGUUCGAGACCUUCAACGUUCCUGCCAUGUAUGUAGCCAUCCAGGCUGUGCUGUCUCUCUACGCCUCUGGGCGUACAACAGGUAUUGUGUUGGACUCCGGCGACGGUGUGACUCACAACGUGCCCAUCUAUGAGGGCUAUGCUCUUCCUCACGCUAUUAUGAGACUGGAUCUGGCUGGGCGGGACCUGACCGAUUACCUCAUGAAGAUCCUGACAGAACGUGGAUACUCUUUCGUCACCACAGCUGAGCGUGAGAUUGUGCGGGACAUUAAGGAGAAACUGUGCUACGUGGCUCUGGACUUUGAGAAUGAAAUGGCCACUGCGGCCUCCUCUUCCUCACUGGAGAAAAGCUACGAGUUGCCUGAUGGACAAGUUAUCACAAUCGGUAACGAGAGGUUCCGCUGUCCUGAGACCCUGUUCCAGCCCUCAUUCAUCGGAAUGGAAUCUGCUGGAAUUCACGAGACAACUUACAACAGCAUUAUGAAGUGUGAUAUUGACAUUCGUAAAGACCUGUAUGCAAACAACGUGCUCUCAGGGGGUACCACCAUGUACCCAGGUAUUGCUGAUCGAAUGCAAAAGGAAAUUACUGCCCUGGCACCCAGUACUAUGAAAAUCAAGAUCAUCGCACCUCCUGAGCGUAAAUACUCUGUCUGGAUUGGUGGAUCUAUCUUGGCUUCCCUGUCUACCUUCCAGCAGAUGUGGAUUAGCAAACAGGAAUAUGAUGAAGCUGGCCCAUCCAUUGUUCACCGAAAAUGUUUCUAA